Phytophthora nicotianae INRA-310 is the source of this 708-nucleotide messenger RNA. RefSeq lists its product as hypothetical. Bases 1 to 708 code for a protein of 235 amino acids. The transcript is spliced from 4 exons. Gene Ontology annotation, molecular function: RNA binding. The record is from RefSeq and is a predicted model, not a curated record. NCBI's taxonomy places the organism in Eukaryota, Oomycota, Peronosporomycetes, Peronosporales, Peronosporaceae.
AUGGGCGACCGUGGAGGAAUCUCGCUGCUGGUGCGCAACAUCAGCCGCCGUCUGAGACCCGAGGACAUUCGAAAGGAAUUCGAGCGCUACGGUGAGGUGCGCGACGUUUACAUUCCCAAGGAUUUCUACACCAAGGAGCCCAAGGGCUUUGCAUUCGUCGAAUUCCGUAGUGAGCGCGAGGCGGAAGAUGCGCGCCGCAACUUGGACGGUGUGCGCAUUGACGGCCGCGACAUCCGCGUGGUGUUCGCCCAGGAGCGCCGCAAAUCAACGGAGCAGAUGCGGGAGCGUGAGAGGACGGAGAGACGUGGAGGAGGUCGCCGCUCGCGUUCAAGAUCUCCGCGCCGCCGUGCGCCGCGCGGCCGAUCUCGUUCUCGCUCUCGUGACCGUCGGGCUCCGGCUCGUCGCUCGUCACGCUCGCGCUCUCCUGUGAAGGGCCGAUCCCGCUCGCGUUCUCGCUCGGGUUCUCGCGGUCGCUCGCCCGCGCGUCGAUCUGGGUCUCCGGCUGCGCGCUCGCGUUCCCGGUCGCCGCGUGCACCAGCAUCGCCUCGUCGCUCUGCGUCUCCUCGCCGGUCGACAUCGCCCGCUGCUCGGUCACCGUCGCCUUCACCUCGUCGCUCGAAGGACCGCUCGUAUUCGUCGUCUCCCCGACGAGAUGAAGGCCGCCGUUCGCCGUCGGGUUCUCCUCCUCGCUCGAGCGGACGGGACUAA